GAAGUGCUGAUUCGGGUGAUGGUGGCCGGCGUCAACGGCGGUGCUGACACAUUCUCCGUCACGCGAGCAGCCGCCGAAGCGACUGGCAUCAAGCUCGGCGCCGAGGGCGUGGGGGUCGUCGUUGCCGCCGGUGCCGAAGCCGAUUACGCAGCCGGUGACCGCGUUGCCUUCAUCGGCGGCGGGUACAGCGAGUACACGCGUGUCAAGGCACGUCUGUGCAACGCGGUGGACGAGGGCGGCGAUGCGGCGGAGCAGACGGCGGCCCGCGUCUCCGGCCUCACCGCGGCCGUCGCGCUCGGCCACACGGCGCCGGUGACGUCGGGCGACGUGGUAGUCGUCACGGCGUGUGCGACCGGCUCUUUCGCCGUGCAGCUAGCGAAAGCCGCCGGCGCGAGCGUCGUCGGCACCGUGGGCAGCGCGGCAAAGGUGGACGCGGCAAAGCAACUCGGUGUUGACCGCGUACUCAACUAUCGCCACGAGUCGCUCGCCGACGUGCUGGCCGCCGAAUACCCUGGUGGCGUCGAUGUUGCCUACGAGGGCGUCGGCGGCGCGCUACUCGGCGCCGUCUGCGCGAACCUCAAGCCAGAGGGGAGGGUGCUCAUCGUCGGCUCGAUCUCGCAGUACCCGCACAACGAUGAGACGCCGCACCACGGCGUCGAGGGCGUCGGUGACAUCAUGGACGACGUCUUUCGGCCCGGCAGGACGGUGGAGCUUCCGAACGGUGGGCGGCUGAUUGGCAAUGUCUGGGGCGACGCCUUCAGCACAGGCGUGCUGCCGGCGUUCCGCGACCGGCUGUACGCAGACCUCGCGGCGGGGGAGAUCCGCGCACUGGUCGACGGGACUCGCUUCUGUGGGGUAAGUGAGGCUCCGGCCGCCGUCGCGCACAUGCUUGCGGGGCGCAACACGGGCAAGACUGUGUUG
This is a messenger RNA of Emiliania huxleyi CCMP1516, 921 nucleotides long. RefSeq names its product putative alcohol dehydrogenase. The annotation marks the transcript as partial. The transcript is spliced from 2 exons. Gene Ontology annotation, molecular function: oxidoreductase activity. The record is from RefSeq and is a predicted model, not a curated record. Lineage: Eukaryota; Haptophyta; Isochrysidales; Noelaerhabdaceae. Gene Ontology annotation, cellular component: mitochondrion.